AUGGGUGACGCGUGUCAAGCUUGUCUCACGAGGGUGCCCUAUGCCACUCUUAUUGCGACAAUAAUGUGUUGUUUGGGCGUUGGUGUUUUCUGUGGCACUAUGUACCGGGGUUCCGCUCUUUCUAUAUUGAUGUUUGAUCAAGUAUUUCAUUUCCGUUUAAUGUGGAUUGAAGCAUUGCAAAUGAUCUUUAUUGUAGGCAGCGCCUGUAUGGCGGCUCUUGGAUUCAUGCUGUUGUGUUUGGGCUGUUUGACAACAGGUGCUACUAGACAAAAAGUAUACCGAGCUUGGAGAGCUCGUGUUGGAGGAAGGAUAUCCUGUGCCGUUUUUAUGAUCAUUACUUACAUCUUGACCUUUGUAUGGAUCAUAUUACUGGGUUUUCUAGUUAUAACGACUUUCUUAUUUACGAUAUUUUGGAAAUUAUGUUCGAAUCCGAGAAACAUUGAACUCACAACAUGCAUAGACUUCACACAAUUUGAUUUUAUGUUCCCAUCAUCUGUUAGACAAGAAGAUAUGAAAAUUUGCGAAGCCCAUAAAGUCAAACUGUUCUGCAAAGAUUAUGUUGAAAAGGCAGAGUUUAUGUUUAUAUUAGCAAUGGUGGCCUGCAUACUUGUGAUAUUGAGUUUGGUACAUCAUCUGAUGUGUUUAUCUGCAAAUUAUGCCCACAUUAGGGAUCAUGAGAAGUUUCAAGAACUGCAGGAGCUGCAGUACCUAACUAACCCUGAUAUGCAUGCCUCUAAAGACCGCUUCUAG
Molecule: messenger RNA, 750 nt
Organism: Arctia plantaginis
Lineage: Eukaryota; Metazoa; Arthropoda; Insecta; Lepidoptera; Erebidae
Source: the annotation of a GenBank genome assembly